Messenger RNA from Caretta caretta (loggerhead turtle), 5185 nucleotides. RefSeq names its product frizzled class receptor 1 (gene FZD1). NCBI's taxonomy places the organism in Eukaryota, Metazoa, Chordata, Testudines, Cheloniidae. Gene Ontology annotation, molecular function: Wnt receptor activity; Wnt-protein binding. Gene Ontology annotation, cellular component: plasma membrane. The record is from RefSeq and is a predicted model, not a curated record. Gene Ontology annotation, biological process: canonical Wnt signaling pathway; non-canonical Wnt signaling pathway.
GAGGCGAGGGGGAGCGCACUUGAGGGAUUGACACAAAUGGUCAGGCGGCGGCGGCGGCGGAGGCUGGAGCUGCCGCGGGGAGCCGCGCGCCGCCUCUCGCCACUCGGCUCUGCGGGGCAGUGAGGAGCGCUGGCGGGGCCGGGAGCGGGGCAGUUUCGGGGUGUCCCCCUCCCGCCGCCCUGCCCCCCUUCAUGAGUCUCAAGUUUGAUGCGGGCGCAGCAGAGGCAGCAGGCGGCGGCGGGAGCCCGGCUGGGGCGGCAGCGGCGCCGAGGCAGGGGCCGGCGAAGUAUGGCUGAGCAGCGGGCACCCCCGGGGGCGUCCGGGCACGGCCGGGAAGUUCGCGGCGGGGAGACGGCGGCGGGCGGCAGGAAGAGGAGCGGCAGCGGCAGCGGCAGCCGCCCCGGCUGGUGUCUCGGGCUCCUGCUGCUGCUGUGGGCGGAGGCUCCGGUGCUGCCCGCCCGGGGCCAGCCCCAGCAGUACAACGGCGAGCGGGGCAUCUCCAUCCCGGACCACGGCUACUGCCAGCCCAUCUCCAUCCCGCUGUGCACCGACAUCGCCUACAACCAGACCAUCAUGCCCAACCUGCUGGGCCACACCAACCAGGAGGACGCCGGGCUGGAGGUGCACCAGUUCUACCCGCUCGUCAAGGUGCAGUGCUCGGCCGAGCUCAAGUUCUUCCUGUGCUCCAUGUACGCGCCCGUGUGCACGGUGCUGGAGCAGGCGCUGCCGCCCUGCCGCUCCCUGUGCGAGCGGGCGCGCCUGGGCUGCGAGGCGCUCAUGAACAAGUUCGGCUUCCAGUGGCCCGACACGCUGCGCUGCGAGAAGUUCCCGGUGCACGGCGCCGGCGAGCUGUGCGUGGGGCAGAACACCUCCGAGCGCGGCACCCCCACGCCCUCGCUGCUGCCCGAGCUCUGGACCAGCCACCCCCAGCAGCGCGGCGCGGGGCCGGCGGGCGGCGAGCGGGGCGGCCGCUUCGCCUGCCCGCGGGCGCUCAAGGUGCCCGCCUACCUCAACUACCGCUUCCUCGGGGAGAAGGACUGCGGCGCCCCCUGCGAGCCCGGCCGCCUCUACGGGCUCAUGUACUUCGGGCCCGAGGAGCUGCGCUUCUCCCGCACCUGGAUCGGCAUCUGGUCGGUGCUGUGCUGCGCCUCCACCCUCUUCACCGUGCUCACCUACCUGGUGGACAUGAAGCGCUUCAGCUACCCGGAGCGGCCCAUCAUCUUCCUGUCCGGCUGCUACACCGCCGUGGCCGUGGCCUACAUCGCCGGCUUCCUGCUGGAGGAGCGGGUGGUCUGCAACGAGCGCUUCGCCGAGGACGGCGCCCGCACGGUGGCGCAGGGCACCAAGCGGGAGGGCUGCACCAUCCUCUUCAUGAUGCUCUACUUCUUCGGCAUGGCCAGCUCCAUCUGGUGGGUCAUCCUCUCCCUCACGUGGUUCCUGGCCGCCGGCAUGAAGUGGGGCCACGAGGCCAUCGAGGCCAACUCGCAGUACUUCCACCUGGCUGCCUGGGCCGUGCCCGCCAUCAAGACCAUCACCAUCCUGGCCCUGGGGCAGGUGGACGGCGACGUGCUCAGCGGCGUCUGCUUCGUGGGCAUCAACAACGUGGAUGCCCUGCGGGGCUUCGUGCUGGCCCCUUUGUUCGUCUACCUAUUCAUCGGCACCUCCUUCCUGCUGGCCGGCUUCGUCUCCCUCUUCAGGAUCAGGACCAUCAUGAAGCACGAUGGCACCAAGACAGAGAAGCUGGAGAAGCUGAUGGUGAGGAUAGGGGUCUUCAGUGUCCUCUACACGGUGCCUGCCACCAUAGUCAUCGCCUGCUAUUUUUAUGAGCAAGCCUUUAGGGAACAGUGGGAAAGCAGCUGGGUCGCCCAGAGCUGUAAGAGCUAUGCCAUCCCUUGCCCCAAUAACCACAACAGCUACCACCAUCCACCCAUGAGCCCUGACUUUACUGUCUUCAUGAUCAAAUAUCUCAUGACCUUAAUUGUGGGUAUCACCUCGGGCUUCUGGAUCUGGUCGGGGAAAACACUCAAUUCCUGGAGGAAGUUCUAUACCAGGCUCACCAACAGCAAGCAAGGGGAAACCACAGUGUGAAACCCAGCUCAGCUAGGCCGAAGGACACCCACCAUCCCAACCAGAGAGGGCAGGUGAGGGACCAAACUCCAUUGUGUGCCCACAGUCGCAAUCAGGGAAGGGGGGAGAGGCUGCUGCACAUCCACUCUUGGCAAACUUUUCAGACUGCUAGCCGUUUCUCCAGCCUGCAGGGAAGUGAGAAUAACGAGGCAGGUGGGGAAACUCCUAAGAUGGGACAGGCUUUGCCUCCUGUUGGGACUGAACAUUAUGUAUGGUUGGGGGAGAGGGUUGUAAAUAGCCUGUGUAAGAUUUGUAAGUAUAUUUGUAUUUGUAAAUUACAAAGAUCUCUCACCUUUUUUAUUUUUAGGACAUUUUAACUCAUUUGCAGAUGUUCCCCACGGUUUUUAAUUGGCUUUGGAUUUUAUUUUUCAUUUUAGUACAGGAUGGAAAAAUAAAAGCAACUAAAACAAACCACUCCUUUCAUCCCAGCACAGGUUUUUUAAUGGUUUUGCUUGGAGUUCAGUUGCACGAACAGCAUGGCCUGGAUUGAGGCUGCUGUAACUCCCUAAGGUUCCUCCUGACACAGGCUGGGUCCUGAUCCCAGCCAGCCUACAAGAUGAGUGGGAAUGGGGAGGGGCACAGACACCUGACUUGAUCCCUGCCCCAUAUACCUGAUGCAUAAUGGAGGAGUCUUGCUGCCUGCAUCCUGAGGGGAUGGGGGGAGCAAGCGGCUUUACCUCACUUCUGUGAGCUCCGCCAUAGAUGGUGGAGAGGAAGAUGGUCUGACCCUUGCUGCCCAAUACCAGACAUGUCUAGUCCUUGCCAUAUAUACCCAAGGAGAUCUUAUCCCAGCUACCCAACCAUUGAGGGAACAAUCUCCUGAGCCCUGCGCAGAGGUGUCUGAUCAGGGCAGAGCAGCAGACUAAACCUGUCAACACUUAGCACUGGGUGGGGGGACGGACUGCCUUCUGUUUUUUUAAAUUUAACUGUACCAUGUGUUUGUUUUGUCAGUGGUCAGGAGUGGAGGUCUAAUAUCAGCCGCACCUAUAGUAUGUUUGAUGGCUUAAGAGAGAUAAGAGAGCAUAGAUAGCAACCUUUCCUUUUAACCUGUUUAAUAAACUUAUUUCUUUUUCUAAUGGAAACCCAAGAGGUGAUUGAUCUGGCUAACCUUUCAUCAGAAAUGGGGUUAUUGGCUGUUGCUGUCCCAAAAGUUUCACAGUGUGUGGAGGGAAGGAAGACUGAGGAUAGUUAUAAAUGUUAAUUUGUGUGUGCUCAGUUUCUUGGCUAUCUGCUUCCUUGAUGGGUCAGCUUGUGUGUGAUAUAACAUUGUUUCUUCUGUCAAUGAAACUGUUGAGGGAGAACGACCUGGAAGGUUGUGUUGAGGUACUUGAUAUUUACUUAGAUUAAUAGACUGCUCAAUAUAAACAGGGUCAGAAAAUAUGAGUUUAGUAAAAAGAGAUUAGUUGGAAUGACAUGCAGUACUCAGCUUUUUUAUUAAAUCUAUAAAUUGACUUUUCAAUCUGGAAAUAUUGAAAACAUUAAAAUGCUCCUGUAUUAAAAUGCUCCAUUAUGUACAAAUUGUGAGGGAGGGAUGAUUUAUUCCACUAUUAAAACAACAACAACAACAACCAAGAAACAAAAUAAUCUGAUGGGAUAUGAGGCUUUAAGGAAACUCUGAUGUCCUUUCUAGUACCAUAAUUACGUUGCAUACUGUGAAGCAUGUGUGCAAUAUGUCUGCUAUCUUUAAAAAAUGUAUGCUCCUGUUUUUUUUAAGAGGUUUAAACAAGACACAUCAAAUGUAACUCUUCACAGAUGCAUUUUAAUAUUUAGUCCUCUGUAUGAAAAAAACAGAAUGCUUCUCUCUCCUGAUUGUAUUUUUUAAAAGUUUUUAUAUAACAAGCGUCUGUAUUUAGGUUCAUAAAUGUUAUCUCUGGCUACCAUAUCCUGAAAUGCAAUGGUAUUUGAAUUUGGUAUUCAUUUAUUUCUUUCAUUAUCACAAGAUCAUCUAUAUUUAUAGAGGAAUAGAAAUUUAUAUAUAUUAAAUACCAUAUUUUUAAUUUCUCUUAAAUAAAUUGAGGUUUUGUACAAAAUGAUCUUGUCCUUUUACAUAUGCCUCACAGUAACUCAAUAUAUGCUGUAUUCAUUAUUUUCAUAUAUUACAAGGUUUGGGUGUUGUUUUGUUUGUUUUUUAACUGCGUUCACAGUACAAGCUAGAAUUCAGUGUAGGAAUGCAUUAUGCAGCUUCUUUUUUAUGUCUAGGACAGUCCAGAUUAAUCCUUCAAAAGAACUAAUGUAUACUGUUCAAGAUCCUGGAUAGGAUAUGGUUGAUGGUGUGAAAUCCAAGAAGAGAUCUGCUAUAUGGCAAGAGAAGAAAGAAGCUUGCAGAUUUCUUUAUUUUUGGCAAAGGAGAGAUUAAGUUGGAAAAACCCUUCUAUAUUUGCUAUUAAAAAAUUAGCCAGUUUCUCACUGCCAGAAUCACAUUCAAGCUGUGUUUAUAAAAUAUAAACAAUUGUCUUCCUCAGAAUAUUUUCGUAUGCAGCCCUUUUUGUUUUCUUGGAAUCUUGACUGUUUAGUUAAACCAGAGCUGUAAAAUAUGUACAUGAAAAUAUUUCCAUUCCGGUUUUUGAAGAACUACAUACAUUCUAAGCUUUUUUCCAAAACAUUUUUGUUAUCUUCCAAAGUGCCUUUUUAGAGGUUUGGUUUUGGUAGGCAUACUUGAAUAAUUGAGAUUUUUGUUUCUGACGCUUUCCACUGUUAUAAGGUAGCACUGUGUUUCAUUAUACAGAAUUGUAGAGGAUAUAAAUUGUUUAUAAAAAAGAUCAGGCAAAAAUUAACAUGCAAUACGAAGGAAGCAAGACUGAGAAAUUAGAGGCAAAAAUCUGCCCUCAUAGACAUGAGAGCAGAAUUUAACCAUAGGGCUUUUUAUUGUAGCAUAAAUGUACUGUCCAUUUUCUUAAAUAUUGUCUUUUUUAAAAAAAUUCUCUGUUCUAGCAGUUACAGUAGUACUGCUCAGCGUUCAGCUCCAAUGGUCUAAAGCACAAACCAUUCAGCUUCAUUUGAAGUGCAGGUCCUUUAUGGUCAGGUGAAUAAUUACAACAAUAGAGAUAUUUUGACCAGU